Molecule: messenger RNA, 672 nt
Organism: Lepus europaeus (European hare)
Lineage: Eukaryota; Metazoa; Chordata; Mammalia; Lagomorpha; Leporidae
Gene: PEBP4
Product: phosphatidylethanolamine binding protein 4
Exons: 6
Coding region: 1-660 (219 amino acids)
Source: RefSeq, a predicted model, not a curated record
AUGGGCUGGACGACGAGGCUGGCCACGGCAGCCCUGCUGCUGGGCGUCGUGAUGGUGGCCACGGGAGACGAGGACGAGAAUGACCCGUGUGUGUACGAGGCCUUGCCGGACGAAGAUACCGUCCUCUGCAAGGGCCUCGGCGUCUUCUACCCCGAGCUGGGGAACAUCGGCUGCAUGUUUAUUCCCGACUGCGACAACUUCAGACAGAAGAUCACCUCCUGGACGGAGCCCAUAGUCAAGUUCCCCGGGGCCUUGGACGGGGCAAGCUACAUCCUGGUGAUGGUGGACCCCGACGCCCCGAGCAGGUCGGAACCCAGGCUGAGGUUUUGGAGACACUGGUUGAUUACAGACAUCAAGGGUGCUGACUUGAAGAAAGGGAAGAUUCAGGGCCAGGAGUUAACAGCCUACCAGCCUCCCUCCCCGCCGGCACACAGUGGCUUCCAUCGGUACCAGUUCUUCGUCUACCUCCAGGAAGGAAGGGCCAUCUCUCUCCUUCCCAAAGAAAACAAAACUCGAGCCUCUUGGAAAAUGGACAUCUUCCUGAACCGUUACCACCUGAAUGAACCGGAAGCAAGCACCCAGUUCAUGACCCAGAACUACCAAGACUCGCCCAGGUUCCAGGCUCCGGGCAGCGACAAGGCCAAGGACAGACGCAACUAGAGAGGACUGCCU